AUGCAAGGGGCCGUGCUGGUGGCCAUCGCGGCCGCCAUCGGCAACCUGCUGCAGGGGUGGGACAACGCCACCAUCGCCGGCGCGGUGAUCUACAUCAAGCGCGAGUUCCACCUGGAGACGCAGCCGGCCGUCGAGGGCCUGCUGGUCGCCACCUCCCUCAUCGGCGCCACCAUCAUCACCACAUUCUCCGGCCCCGUCGCCGACAUCGUCGGCCGCCGCCCGAUGCUCAUCGCGUCCUCGCUGCUCUACUUCGCGGGCGGCCUCAUCAUGCUGUGGUCCCCGAGCGUGCUGGUGCUCCUCCUGGCGCGCCUCGUGGACGGCUUUGGUGUGGGCCUCGCCGUCACGCUCGUCCCCGUCUACAUCUCCGAGACGGCGCCGCCAGAGAUCCGGGGCCUCCUCAACACGCUGCCGCAGUUCACGGGCUCCUUCGGCAUGUUCUUCUCCUACUGCAUGAUCUUCUACAUGACGCUGGGCGACCACCCCAGCUGGCGCUUCAUGCUCGGCGUCCUCUCCGUGCCCUCCCUCGCCUACCUCGCGCUCACCGUGCUCUACCUGCCCGAGUCGCCGCGCUGGCUCGUCAGCAAGGGCCGCAUGAGGGAGGCCAGGGCCAUCCUCCAGAUGCUGCGCGGCAGAGAGGACGUGUCCGGCGAGAUGGCGCUCCUCGUCGAGGGCCUCGGCAGCGGCGGCGACACCGUCAUCGAGGAGUACGUGCUCGGCCCCGCCACGGGCGCCGCCGCCGCCGCCGGGGACGAGUCGGAGCACGACACCAGGGACCAGGUCACGCUCUACGGCCCCGAGCAGGGCCUCUCGUGGGUGGCGCAGCAGGUGCAGGGCGCGCGCAGCAGCGUGCUCGGCAGCGCCGUCGAGCUCGCGUCGCGCCAGGGGAGCAUGUACGAGCAGAUGAAGGACCCCGUCGUCACGCUGCUCGCGAGCGUCCACGACAAGAUGCCCGAGUCCGGCGUGCCCGGUGCCAGCGCCAGGGGAAGCACGCUCUUCCCCAACCUCGGCAGCAUGCUCAGCGUGGCGGAGCGGCCCGGCGACUGGGACGAGGAGAACGUGCCGCCCAACGACGACCUCGACGACGAUGACGAGGAGUACCUCUCUGACGACGACGCGGGGGCAGCAGCAGGAGGCGCCCUGCACGCACCGCUGCUGUCCAGGCAGAGCACCGACGUGGACACCACCAGCAGCAAGAAGGACGCCGGCAGCACGAGCCAACCGCCCGGGAGCAGCCCCAUGCAGAGGUACAGCAGCAUGACGGGCGGUGAGACCGCGAGCACCAUGGGCAUCGGCGGCGGCUGGCAGCUGGCGUGGAAGUGGACAGAGAACGUCGGGCCCGACGGCGUCAGGCGCGGCGGCGUCAAGAGGAUGUACCUGCACGAGGAAGGCGGUGGCGCUGGUGGCGGCGAUGGGGACUCAUCGGGCCUAUCACGAGCAGGGGAGUACGUGCACGCCGCGGCGCUGGUGAGCCGCUCCAUGCUCUACACCAAGGACGUGCUCAUCGGCCAGAGCCCGACCCCGGCGUUAGACAGCCCGCCCGAGACGGUGGCCAACAGGGCGGCUGCGGCAAGCGGCCCCCGGUGGCGCGAGCUCCUCGAGCCGGGCGUCAGGCGCGCGCUCUUCUGCGGCGUCAUGAUCCAGAUCCUGCAGCAGUUCUCUGGCAUCAACGGUGUGUUAUACUACACGCCCCAGAUCCUUGACCAGGCGGGGGUGAGUGUCCUUCUUGCCAGCCUGGGCCUCAGCGCUGACUCCGCGUCCAUCCUCAUCAGCGGGCUCACCACACUACUGAUGCUCCCUAGCAUUGGACUCGCCAUGCGCCUCAUGGACGUGUCUGGUCGCCGGUCCCUGCUGUUGUGGACCAUCCCUGUGCUCAUUGCGUCGCUCGUGGUGCUCAUCGUGGCAAACCUGGUGCCCAUGGCGACGACGGUGCACGCGGUGCUCUCCACGGCGAGUGUCAUCGUUUACUUCUGUUGUUUUGUCAUGGGGUUCGGGCCCAUCCCCAACAUCUUAUGUGCCGAGAUCUUCCCCACGCGUGUUAGGGGACUCUGCAUCGCCAUAUGCUCCCUCACCUUCUGGUUGGGCGACAUCGCCGUCACCUACUCCCUCCCUGUGAUGCUCAAGGCCAUCGGCCUCGCGGGUGUCUUUGGCUUCUAUGCCUUCGUCUGCUGCUUGGCGUUGAUCUUCGUAUAUCUCAAGGUGCCCGAGACCAAGGGAUUCCCUCUCGAGGUUAUUAUUGAGUUCUUCAACAUUGGCGCCAAAUCCCAGUCGGAGCAGGAGCCGCAAGCGCAGUGA
Miscanthus lutarioriparius is the source of this 2292-nucleotide messenger RNA. The record is from the annotation of a GenBank genome assembly. NCBI's taxonomy places the organism in Eukaryota, Viridiplantae, Streptophyta, Magnoliopsida, Poales, Poaceae.